Messenger RNA from Penicillium cataractarum, 1956 nucleotides. Its product is annotated as putative PHD and RING finger domain protein. The record is from RefSeq and is a predicted model, not a curated record. NCBI's taxonomy places the organism in Eukaryota, Fungi, Ascomycota, Eurotiomycetes, Eurotiales, Aspergillaceae. The coding region runs from base 1 to 1956 and encodes 651 amino acids. The transcript has 2 exons.
AUGUCCGACACCUGUAUUGUCUGUUUAGGAGACCUUGGCGAAAGCGCCAGUGAUCCCCUCGCCGUCGAGUCCGUGCCAAGACUCCUCCACGAUGCUGCCGACCCGACGGCUAAGGCGCCUACGCUCGAUGACGAGGAGGGUUCGGGUGAAAUCGCCCAGUUGCUCCCAUGUGGACAUAUCCUGCAUAACGUUUGUCUGAAGCCCUGGGUGGAGCGGGCAAACAGUUGUCCAAUAUGUCGCCGCAGUUUCAAUAUGGUCGAGCUAAGUGACCGUCCCGGAGGCCCUGUCACCUCAUCAUAUGCUGUCCAAGACCGAGUCCAAGUCGCCGAGAUCGACCCAUCGAUGGUCAUCGACUACUUGGAGGAUGACUUGGCUGACUACCAACCCUGCACGAUAUGUGGCGAGAGUGACAACGAAGAUGUUCUCCUACUCUGUGAUGGCUGCGAUGCCCCUUCCCAUGUAUACUGUGUGGGAUUGGAGGAUGUUCCCUCCGGGUCAUGGUACUGCGAGCGUUGUGAGACACAGCGUGCUAUAGAACCUACUACGGAGGCACCAGCUCGGUCCACCCGUACAAAUGAACGGCGGACCCGCCGCACUCGUGGUCAACAGCGCCAGGCACAGAGUAGGAAUCAGAUUAAUUCCCUGCACUGGGCCCGCGUAUGGCAAUCCGUAUGGGAUCAUCUGAACAUUGACCUGGACUUCCCCUUCGACGAUGACCGAUCGGCGCAACGGGUUAUGCAGCAACGUCGUCGGGAGGAAGCCAACCAACGCGAAUUCCGUGCCUGGCAGCGACGGUUUGAGGUCGCCGAGCGACAGGGUGGUGGCAGUCGCUUUCGUGACACUGCCCCUCUAUUUGACAUCGAGCCCGCUCGGCCAUCCAGACCUCGUGUGCCCAGAAACCCGACACCCGAACCCGAGUCCCUUGAGGAGAUGCGGGCCUGGAACGCAUUUGAAAGAGCUCGCGAGAUCGAGAACAACCCAAGUGCCGCUCGUAAACGCAAGGAGCCGACUCUAUCACCUUCGCCGGAACCCACGGAGCCACAGCGUAAGCUGAAGCGCCCGCGCACAAGACGACCCCAGGAACUCGCUGCCAUGGCUCAACAGAACGGGGAGUCAUCUAGAGCAGCGAGCGCUGGUGCUAGCGGUAGCGGCAGCGCCAACUCCAACGCGAUCGCCAAUGUCAGCGCCAAUGUGAACUCGAAUGCGAACACGAACGCCUUGGGGGAACCCAGCUUUCUGUCAUCUCUCUUGAAGGAAGUGGAAGAUGCGUCUACCACCGACCGCACAACCCCUCUCAUGCUGUCUGCGCCUACAUCUAUUGCUCCUACGGACCAUCUGUCCCCGGGACCCUCUCCUUCUAUCUCCCCCUCAUCAUCCAACCAAUCCUCUCCUCGCCUAUCCUCUACGACUCCCCCUCCAUUUUCUCGCAGUCGACCUAUAUCCCCGCUUCAACUUUCCUCUCCUGUCGAACCCUCUUCACCUCCAUUUUCGCCUGAAGUGUCAUUUUCCGGCAGCCCGAUCUCUCCGAGCGCGAAUAGGGAGAAACAAUCACCUCCACGCGAGACCGUUCGACCACGCUCUCGCAUUCCGCGGCGAGCCAUCGAAUCUAGAGAUUCUCGAUCUGCUGAUACGUCACCCUCUCGCGCGGGCCCCUCUCUGGCGGUCAAAUCCGAUAUCCGAGGCAUGGUCAGCAUGGCCCUGAAGCCGCACUACCGCUCUAAGACCAUUUCCCGGGAGCAAUAUACCGAGACUAAUCGCACCAUCUCACGCAUGCUCUACGAUCGUGUUGGAACUGCCCAGACACUCACUCCAGAAGCCCGCACGGACCUGGAGAAUACCGCAAACUUCGAGGUCCAAAAGACCGUGGGCGCGAUACACAAGAACAAUAAAGAACACCGACAGAAGUUGAAACAGAAACAGCCCAUGGUGGCUGCAGACUCGGAUGGUGAUAUAUAA